CAGAAGCCAGGUUUACCCCUAGGCAGCAUAUGAUCAAUAGGCUCCCUGUGAUGCCAGGCCCUCUGAUCUGAUUCUUUCAAACCCUAGCAUUCUGGAAGCAACUGAGGACUUCCUACAUAUGUUCUGGAAAUUACAGGUUUCAGCCAAAAUGAGCAAAACUCCUUCCACUACUGUUUCCAUGAUUCAUGCGACUUCUCCUGAAGGUCAGGUUCCUUUCCCUCGCCAUAUGAGCUUCACGCACCCUGUUGUGGCCAAAAAGAUCAGCUUCUACAAGAGUGGAGACCCGCAAUUUGGUGGGGUCAGGGUGGUGGUCAACCCUCGUUCCUUUAAGACAUUUGAUGCUUUGCUGGAUAACCUGUCAAGAAAGGUGCCCCUGCCUUUUGGGGUGAGAAACAUCAGCACCCCUCGAGGAAGGCACAGCAUCACAAGCCUGGAAGAGCUAGAGGACGGCGAGUCGUACCUGUGCUCCCAUGGCAGGAAAGUGCAGCCCGUGGACCUGGACAAGGCCCGCCGGCGCCCACGGCCCUGGCUCAGCAGUCGGGCCAUCAGCGCGCACGCGCACCACUCGCCUGCGGCCGCCACUCCCAGCAAGCUGCGCUCUCCGCGGAGGCUCGUGGUCUUCCGGAACGGCGACCCCAAAACGAGGUGCACGGUCUUUCUUAGCCGGAGGGUCACCCAGAGCUUUGAGGCCCUUUUGCAGCACCUAACUGAGGUCAUGAGGCGUCCGGUGACCAAGCUGUAUGCCACGGACGGUAGGAAGGUUCUCAGUCUCCAGGCAGUUAUCCUGAGCUCUGGAGCUGUGGUGGCUGCAGGAAGAGAGCCAUUUAAACCAGGAAAUUAUGACGUCCAAAAGUGCUUGCUUCCUGCUAGAUUACCAGGGAUCUCUCAUCAUGUGUACCCCAAGGGAAAUGCUAGGUCACAAAGCAGAAAGAGUGGUAACUGGAAAGUUUCCAUAAUCACCAGUGACUUGCCAAAUGCAGGGACCAGCUCACAGAUUUAUAUUGUACUAUAUGGACAACGUAGAAGUUCAGCCCCGAUUUAUCUUUAUGGAACAGAUGGAGCUCGAUUUCAGGAUGGCCAUGAAGACAUAUUUACUAUCACAGUUGGAGACAUUGGAACACUCUUUAAGAUUCGUAUUGGUCAUACCAACUCUGGACUCUCCCCUUCCUGGCACUGUAAAGAGAUACAGUUGUGGAACAUGAAUUCUGGAAACAAGUUUUACAUACCAGUUCAACGUUGGUUGGCACGAGAUCAAGAGGAUGGGGCAAUCUGCCGAGAAUUUCCUGUUUUAAACAAAGGACAACCUAUUCUUCCAGUGACAGUAUAUGAAGUGCACGUGGCAACUGGUGAGCUUUGGAAUGCUGGAACAGUCGCAAAUGUCUACAUUUCUGUCUAUGGGGAAAAGGGAGAUACAGGAUGCAGGCAACUACUUCAAUCAAAGGGCUCCUUCAAUUUUUUAAGAGGACAAACUGACACCUUCUCCCUAGAAGCUGUGCACCUUGGGGAUUUGUGUAAGAUUGUCAUAGGCCAUGAUGGGCUUGGGCCAGGAAAUGGCUGGUUUCUUGAUGAUGUUAUAAUCAAAGAUCCUACAACAAACCAUGAAUAUUCCUUCCUCUGUCACAGAUGGCUGGAUCAAGGAGAAGAUGAUGGUAAAAUUGUCAGAGAACUCUAUGCCAGGGAUAACAGUAUCAUCUUUGCAAGACAGAAGCUAGAACUUAAUAGAAAAGAAACAUGGGCUGCAGAAAGAUGGAAGUUUAUGAAAGGAAAUACUCUUCAAUUCUACAACAGGCUUACUGGAGGAUUUGUUCGUCUGCAUCCAGACAGCACAGUUGAUGCAGUUGGAGAGGAGACAGACAAAUAUGGUCUCUUUGAUGUUGUUUUCAAUGAAGGAAAUAUAUGCAUUUUCCGAAGUCAUGAAAUGAGACAUCUUUCUCUUGCUCUUGACAACAGCUCUGUCACUGGAAUGGCCUGUGGUGGAGCCUCCACUGAGCUGCGGGUGCUUUAUCAGCCCAACCACUGUGCACUUCUUGAGUCAACGCUGUUUCCUGGUCAUGCAGUUAUUUUUGACUGUCAUGGCAAAAUAGCUGAUGAGUCAUCAGCAGGCUAUGCAGACCUUUCAAAAGAAUUUGUGGUUUUUGUCAAGGGUGUGUUCCUUGACACUACUGUCCUCCUACUUGCUACAAGCCCUUGUCAGGCCUUGUGUCUCCAGGCUGAUGGGAGCUGCACUGGAAUGGGAAACCAGUCUGAAAAAUCCUACUGGAAAGUGCAUAAAAUCAGCUCUGGGAUUUGCAUGUUUGAAAGUGUGCAAAGAUCACAGAUGUAUCUGAGGAUUAAGGAUGGCCACUGUGAUGGAACAGGUACAGGAGAUAUUGACUGUCAUUUUAAAAUUAAGAAGAACUUGGAAAAUGCAUCUGUAAGCCUGGAGUCUACGAAGAGCCCAGGGUUGUUUGUUGGACUUCAGUCAGAUGGACAGGCAAAACCAGUUAUUUACUCCAAAACUGGGAAUGUCUUCUUCUAUCCACAAGUCAUCAAAUUUGGCAGGGAAAAACCAAUGGGUAUGUUGGCUACCUGCAGUCAAGAAGAGGAAAAGAUCCAUGAGUCAAAAAACCAGCAAGAAACACCAUCAGAAUCUGAGGCCAGGGGGCCCUUACUUUUUCCAGCUGCAAAAGAAGGCAGACCUUCCGAAAGCAGAGAGAUUCUUCAGUCAGAAGAUGAAUGGAAGGUAUUAGUGCUGACGGGAAAUACAGGGACUCAAGCCAAUGUCAUACUCUGGGUGUAUGGAGAUGAAGGAAUUACUGGACCAGUGCAUCUUAGCAAGGACAGCCCAGAGCAACUUUUCCUUCCAAGACAGGAGGAUGAGUUUCAGGUUGAAAUAAGAAACACUGGAAAGAUAUAUAAGAUAAGGAUAGGACAUGAUGGAACUAGUGAGCAACCUGAGUGGAGCUUACAAAGGGUGACCAUGCACCAUAUGAAGAGCAAGACGAUCCUAGAGUUUGCAGCAAAUGUGUGGUUAUCUCGAAUCCAGGCAGAUGGAGAUGUUGUCUGUGAGCUUCCUGUAAUAAAAGAAGGACAAGCUAUUUUUCCAUUAGUGAGAUACCAUGUUGAUAUCCACACUGGGCAAUUGAAGCAAGCAGAAACGGAGUCUAAAGUUUCCCUAUGUCUCUAUGGAGAGAGGGGAGAUUCUGGUCUUAGACUGCUGUACAAAUCUAACAUGCCAGUAAAAUUUCAGAGAGGACAGAUUGAUACAUUUCAUGUAGAAGCAGUAUCGCUUGGAAAACUGCAGAAGGUGCUGUUGCACUGUGAGGCCAGCGACAAAUCACAGCACUGGUACUGUGAAAAGGUGGUCGUGAGAGAGCCUGGUUCUGCAUCUGAGUCCAUCUUCACCUGUGAAAGAUGGCUUCCCUUUAUGUCUCAGGGCAUAAUUCAUUCAGAAAUUGAACUUUAUCUUCAAGAAAUGCAAAUAAAUCAUCAACCUAAAAUACAAGAGGAAGCAAAUGAAGGAGAUUGGAAAGUGACUGUAGUCACUGGGGAUCUUGAAAAUGCUGGCACCACGGCAACAGUAUCCCUUUGUGUCUAUGGAGAAGCAGGAUGUUUAGGUCCUAUUAUUUUGGGAUCUGGGAAACACCAGCUGUUUAACCCAAACACUGAAGAUACAUUCAAGAUUAAUCUUAAAGACAUUGGUGAAAUCUAUAAAAUAUGUAUUGGACAUGACAACAGUGGAAAAAAUCCCAGAUGGUAUCUGGAAGAAAUUAGACUUGAAAAUAUAGGGACCUGUGAACUAUUUUGUCUAACUAUUGAUUCCUGGAUACCUGAGAAUGGAAGUGAUGGAGAUGUAUGGAAAGAAAUGCCUAUUGUGAGAACUAACAAAGCAACUUUGCUGGGUAUAUAACUUCAUUUCCUUUGUGAUAUGUAUUAAGAAUUAAAAUCAUUGAAAUGAUUUCAAACAGAGAUCAGCAAUACCUUUCUGUAAAGGGCCACUCAGUAUCUUAUGCUUCCUGGGCCAUAAAGUCUCUUAAAACUCAACUUUGCCAGUGUCUUGAGACAUCUGCUCUAGAUAUUAUGUAAACUGAUGGCAUGACUGUGUUCCAAAUAAAAUGA
Manis javanica (Malayan pangolin) is the source of this 4098-nucleotide messenger RNA. It is a transcript of the gene RP1, whose product is annotated as RP1 axonemal microtubule associated. Gene Ontology annotation, biological process: intracellular signal transduction. Gene Ontology annotation, molecular function: protein binding. Lineage: Eukaryota; Metazoa; Chordata; Mammalia; Pholidota; Manidae. The record is from RefSeq and is a predicted model, not a curated record.